Messenger RNA from Dermacentor andersoni, 974 nucleotides. RefSeq lists its product as uncharacterized. Lineage: Eukaryota; Metazoa; Arthropoda; Arachnida; Ixodida; Ixodidae. The record is from RefSeq and is a predicted model, not a curated record.
AUUUGGUCUAAAUAAGAGGCAUUUUACGCGGCAAUUAUUCAAGCAAAGUUUGGAGCAUCUGCGUUAAUGUGCACGUUGUACGUUCUGGUUAUUGGUUUCCGCUCAUUUUGCAGAAUGAAGAUGCAGACAACGACACUCCUGCUCCAUGUUUGCAUUGGCUUAGCCGUUGCUGUGGCACAACCCACUGUUAUAUCAGGAGAUGCCAAAGACUGUGAUUUUUCUAGCAUCGACCUCUACCAAAAGGUUGAUGCGGUCGUGAAAGAGCUGCCACCAGAGUACUCACAGCCUAACCGAAAACCGGAAGAAGUCAUACCCGGCAUUUUCCUAGGGACCAUUGUGUACAAAGGGUUGGACAAGUUCAGACCUUAUGGUCCUGUAUUCAGCUAUUGUCGUAAUGGUACCAGGCUUGUUCAAGUAGAUCUGGCCACCGAUGAUCGUCUUAUGGAAGCUUUCAUGCCUUGGAAGACAUGUGGUGGACAGCAAGGAUCUAUUGGUACCUAUGCAAGGGCAAGGGUUACGGUCACUUUCAAGCUGGUGGACGCAAGUGCUGUUGAACCAUCCGAGAAAAAUCAAGUCACGCUGGAUCACCACAGUGGACCAACUCCAGUUUCUGUGCAUGUUGUUGCCGUGUAUUUGAGAGGCGCUGGCGACACUAUUGGAAGCGCUGUGGCAAUUACGAGCAAACUGUUUCCUCAGCUACCCAAGGAAUUCUGGCUAGACUUGGCGACACGGAGACUACGCAACGUACUUAAGGAGGUCCUCUGGAAGUUAUCCUCGGGCAUCUGAGCAAACGUUUACGAUUCGCCGACGUUCCUAUAGACGCAUGAAGAAUUUGUAUAAGAGACAAAAUGACACUAUGAGCUACAAAAUGAAGCAUUCUUUGAGUGACACAAUGUGCCAUGUGAUUUUCGAGGCCCCGUACAGGCAGUAAAUGGGACGCUUCGAUUGCUAAUAAAGAGCUUCUUGAUAGGAAA